Molecule: messenger RNA, 2837 nt
Organism: Onychomys torridus (southern grasshopper mouse)
Lineage: Eukaryota; Metazoa; Chordata; Mammalia; Rodentia; Cricetidae
Gene: Prkcd
Product: protein kinase C delta
Exons: 19
Coding region: 341-2386 (681 amino acids)
Biological process (GO): protein phosphorylation
Molecular function (GO): diacylglycerol-dependent serine/threonine kinase activity; ATP binding
Source: RefSeq, a predicted model, not a curated record
CGUGGGCGGAGCUUCGAAGGGGCGGGCGCCCGUGGGGCGGGUCCUGAGUGAGGGCGGGGCCGGGGCCGGCACCUGGGUGAGGUCGCGCAGCCCCGCCCCCUUGCACUUCCGUGUGCCGCGGCGCCCGAGCAGGAGGCGGCGGCCGCAGGAUCCCGCGAGCCGCCCCUGGACAUCUACCCUCCGUGCCGGGACCCGGGUGGUCCCCCGUGGCCGCCAGGCCCGUCCUGAUCAGUCCGGUGCUGACCUCCCCGUCCACGCGCAUCGAGGAGAGCCGCGCCACGAGACAGACCCCGGCCCGCCGGGACCCCUGGCGCCUGGCCCUGCGUCGGGAGGCUUCACCAUGGCACCAUUCCUGCGCAUCUCCUUCAAUUCCUAUGAGCUGGGCUCCCUGCAGACAGAGGAUGAAAGCCAGCCUUUCUGUGCUGUGAAGAUGAAGGAGGCACUCAGCACAGAGCGAGGGAAGACUCUGGUACAGAAGAAGCCCACCAUGUAUCCCGAGUGGAAGUCGACAUUCGAUGCCCACAUCUACGAAGGCCGCGUCAUUCAGAUUGUGUUGAUGCGGGCCGCUGAAGACCCACUGUCUGAGGUGACCGUGGGUGUGUCGGUGUUGGCAGAGCGCUGUAAGAAGAACAAUGGCAAGGCUGAGUUCUGGCUGGACCUGCAGCCUCAGGCCAAGGUGCUGAUGUCUGUGCAGUAUUUCCUGGAGGAUGGGGAUUGCAAACAGUCUAUGCGUAGCGAGGAGGAGGCCAAGUUCCCAACCAUGAACCGCCGUGGAGCCAUUAAACAGGCCAAAAUCCACUACAUCAAGAACCAUGAGUUCAUCGCCACCUUCUUUGGGCAGCCCACCUUCUGCUCUGUGUGCAAAGAGUUUGUCUGGGGCCUCAACAAACAAGGCUACAAGUGCCGGCAAUGCAAUGCUGCCAUCCACAAGAAAUGCAUUGACAAGAUCAUCGGCCGCUGCACGGGCACUGCCGCCAAUAGCCGGGACACCAUCUUCCAGAAAGAACGCUUCAACAUUGACAUGCCACACCGGUUCAAGGUUUACAACUACAUGAGCCCCACUUUCUGUGACCACUGCGGCAGCUUGCUCUGGGGACUGGUAAAGCAGGGGUUAAAGUGUGAAGACUGUGGCAUGAAUGUGCACCACAAAUGCCGGGAGAAGGUGGCCAACCUGUGUGGCAUCAACCAGAAGCUCUUGGCUGAGGCCUUGAACCAAGUGACCCAGAGAUCUUUACGGAAGCUGGAUUCAGGAUCACCAGAAAAUGUUGGAAUAUAUCAGGGAUUCGAGAAGAAGACCGGAGUCUCUAAGGAUGAUGCCCCAGCCUACCCUUGGGACUCCAACAACAAUGGGACCUAUGGCAAGAUCUGGGAGGGGAGCACCAGGUGCAGGAUCGAUAACUUCACCUUCCACAAAGUGCUAGGCAAAGGCAGCUUUGGCAAGGUCCUGCUUGCAGAGCUCAAGGGCAAAGACCAAUACUUCGCAGUCAAGUGCCUGAAGAAGGACGUGGUGUUGAUCGAUGAUGAUGUGGAAUGCACCAUGGUAGAGAAGCGGGUGCUGGCGCUCGCCUGGGAGAAUCCUUUUCUCACCCACCUCAUCUGUACCUUCCAGACCAAGGACCACCUGUUCUUCGUGAUGGAGUUCCUCAAUGGGGGUGACCUGAUGUACCACAUUCAGGACAAAGGCCGCUUCGAACUCUACCGGGCUAUGUUUUAUGCUGCUGAGAUCAUCUGUGGGCUACAGUUUCUACAUAGCAAAGGCAUCAUUUACAGGGACCUCAAGCUGGACAAUGUGAUGCUGGACCGGGAUGGCCACAUCAAGAUAGCCGAUUUUGGGAUGUGCAAAGAGAAUAUAUUUGGAGAGAACCGGGCCAGCACCUUCUGUGGCACCCCUGACUACAUCGCCCCUGAGAUCUUGCAGGGCCUGAAGUACACAUUCUCUGUGGACUGGUGGUCCUUUGGGGUCCUCCUCUAUGAGAUGCUCAUUGGCCAGUCACCCUUCCAUGGUGAUGAUGAGGAUGAACUCUUUGAGUCCAUCCAAGUGGACACACCACACUAUCCCCGCUGGAUCACCAAAGAGUCCAAGGACAUUAUGGAAAAGCUGUUCGAGAGGGAGCCAGUGAAGAGGCUGGGCAUGACAGGAAACAUCAGGAUUCACCCCUUUUUCAAGACUAUCAAUUGGGCGCUGCUGGAGAAGCGGAAGGUGGAGCCGCCCUUCAAGCCCAAAGUGAAAUCCCCUGCAGACUACAGCAACUUUGACCAAGAGUUCCUGAGUGAGAAACCCCGCCUUUCCUACAGUGACAAGAACCUCAUCGACUCUAUGGACCAGGCAGCCUUCCAUGGCUUCUCCUUUGUAAAUCCCAAGUUUGAGCAACUCCUGGACAAGUGAGCUCCCAGACCUGCUUUACACGCCAGCAGAGCAGGCCAGUCUGCCCUGGUUCGCAUCCGCAUGCAUGCCCAUGGACAAGAGCGGGUGACUGGGUGAUUGCUGCUGCUGCCCUCGCACCCUCAGAGGGUUCAGCUCUUGUUGGCUGGGCUCACAGUACUCCCUCUGUGAACUGUUUGUGAAUUUCCUUUCCCUUUGCCAUCCUAGGGAAACUGUAAAUCCUGUGUUUCAUUACUUGAAUGUAGUUAUUGAAAUAUAUAUUAUAUAUAUGCACAUAUAUAUAAUAGGCUGUAUAUAUUGCUCAGUAAGCAUGUAGGGGACUGGUAACAUGUUGACCUUUUUAAAAAAAAAAUGUACAUAUAUAUAUGACCAAAAGGAAAAAAAAAAAAAGCACAAGCUGUCUGAACCACAAGGUUCUUUUAUGUGUGUCUAAAUAAACACUGAAUGGUACAAA